Phalacrocorax carbo (great cormorant) is the source of this 804-nucleotide messenger RNA. The record is from RefSeq and is a predicted model, not a curated record. Lineage: Eukaryota; Metazoa; Chordata; Aves; Suliformes; Phalacrocoracidae.
AUGCUGAAUGAAUUCAGCAGUGUGAAGGAUGGAAUUAACUUCUCAGCUCUACCAACUCACGAACCCUUCAAAUCAGAAAUAAGGACCAACACCUACACCCUACCAGACAGCGGCAGGUUCUCCCUGAUCGGGAGUUGUGACAACCCAGGCUCUGAACAGCAGGUGACAGAGCGCAGCCCCCCCCCCGCCCCGCCGUGUCCCCAGCCGGGGGUCCCGCCUCAGGGAGGCCGGGGCGCCUCCGCCCCCGGGUGCCCGCGCUGCGAGGCGGCGUUCAGCCGACGGCUCCGGAGAGCGAGGCCGCCUCACGGGGAUGGAGCCCAAGCCGCCAGCGCGGCCCCCACACACCGCCUCCACCGCCCUGGAGGAGAACCCCGCCGGCCGGUCGGGAGCGCCCACCCGGUGUCGGCAGCGCUCCCGCCGCCGGGCCCCGCUCUGCCCGCCCGCCUCCUCCCCUCAGCCGCCGCCGACCGCUGCCCGCCAGCGGCGGGAGAGGGGGCGCCCGGCCGCCCCGGCCCCGCGCAGCCUCCGCCGGGCGCCCCGUCCCCGAACCGGCCCGGCCCACCGGCACGGCGGCGCGGGCGGGUCCCCCCGGGGCCGGAGCGCCCUCCCGGCCGCGGGUCCCGGCACGACGGCGCGGGGCUCCCGGCGGUGCCCGCUGCAACUCUCCCCGCUCCUGCCGCCCCCUCGGACGGGGGGCAGCGGCAGCCCAGCGCCGCGGAACUGCCGCCGCCGCCCAACGCCGCGCCUCACCUCACGGCGCGGCCGGUGCCCCGCGGAGCCCAGCGCAGCACAAGCCCGGCCUGA